Mirounga angustirostris (Northern elephant seal) is the source of this 1573-nucleotide messenger RNA. Its product is annotated as probable 2-ketogluconate reductase. The coding region runs from base 413 to 1399 and encodes 328 amino acids. Gene Ontology annotation, molecular function: oxidoreductase activity, acting on the CH-OH group of donors, NAD or NADP as acceptor; NAD binding. Lineage: Eukaryota; Metazoa; Chordata; Mammalia; Carnivora; Phocidae. The transcript is spliced from 10 exons. The record is from RefSeq and is a predicted model, not a curated record.
CGCGCUCGGCGCUGGGAGGGGCGUGACGCCAGAGGGGCUGGGCUCCAGGCAGCGCGGGGGCGGUGCGCGUGCGGAAAUUGCCAUGGCCACCCAGCCUUCAGCAGCCACCAACAUCGGGGCAAGACCCUCCACCAGCAAAAAGAUUACAACUCACAGCCCAGGUGGUGGUUAACAUUUUUUGGAAUAAAGUAUUUUAAAAUUAAGGGCUUGGAACCAAACCCGCAGUAUCUCCGAGUGACUUCCAACUGAACACAGCAGGGAUUGUGGGGCAGUUUGGAUUCUUGCUGGACUGAAGUUGAUAGAGCAUUUAGGUAUGCUCCACGCCCACCUGGGGCUUGAACUGACCUGAGAUCGAGUCGCUUGCACUACCCACUGAGCCAGCGAGGCGCCCCGGCGGUCUUUUGAAAAGGCCAUGGGGGAUCAGGACUUACCUGGCGUGUUGGUGUCUGGAUUGGAGGGAUCUUAUGGUAUAUGUGAAGAUCAUGUUGGAGAUCUGCAGAAACACUUUAAUCUCAUUACCUUGCAAGAAUUUUUGGAAAAUAAAAUGCAAUUUGGCCCAAAGAUCCAAGCUGUAUAUAUCUGGGGAGGAAGGCCAGCUAUUGACCAGGAGCUCCUGGGGAGCCUGCCCUCCUUGAAGAUAAUUGCCAGCGCAGGAGUAGGUCUCGAUCACCUGGACCUGAAGCUCAUCGCCAGCUUUGGUGUGAAGGUAGCCAACACACCACAGGCCGUGUCCAGCCCCACAGCCGACAUGGGGAUGGCUUUACUGCUGGCGGCCGCUCGCAGGGUCGUGGAAGGUCAUAUGUUGGCCAGUGCACCAGAUACAGAGAAAUUUUCUACAAAUUGGAUGGGUCAAGAGGUGACGGGGGCCACUCUGGGACUCAUUGGCAUGGGCAGCAUUGGUUAUAAGAUUGCUCAGAGAGCCAAAGCAUUCGAAAUGAAGGUUCUGUAUCACAACAGGAGACGCAGGAAAUUAGAGGAGGAGGAAGCUGUUGGUGCCACUUACUGUGAGAGUCUGGAUGACCUGCUUCAGCGAUCAGACUUCGUGCUGUUGGCUGUGAGCCUGACACCCCAGACCCAGAGGCUGAUUGGGAAGAGGGAGCUGAGUCUGAUGAAGCCCACGGCCAUUCUCAUCAACAUCGGCAGAGGUCUGUUAGUCGAUCAGGACGCGCUGAUGGAGGCUCUUCAGACUGGGGUCAUCAAAGGGGCAGCGCUGGAUGUGACGUACCCGGAGCCCCUGCCCAGAGAUCAUCCUUUAUUGAAGUUGAGGAACAUCACUCUGACACCUCACAUUGGAAGUGCUACUCACCAAGCCAGACGACAGAUGAUGGAGAAUCUGGUGGAAAGCAUCCUGGCUUCUCUCAAUGGCCUUCCCAUUCCUAACGAAGUGCUACUUAAAUGAUCGUAUGUGGGCUGGUCAGUGCGAUGACAGAUUAAAUGGGGAAAAAAUCUUAUUUUGUGUUUUACUAGAGUCCAUUAUAUAGAUUGGUUUAAUAUUCUUUUGGCCAAAGGGGGCCUGGCUGGCUCAGUCGGAAGAUGUCAGGGUCCUGUUUGAGGCCCCACCUAGGGAGUGGAG